AUGCCGGCAUUUGGAGUCAAUACUCCGGUUCUGGACUCCUUCCUGACUGUCAUUAUUGAUAGCAUAAGAAGCAAAAAUGGCCAGCGUAUCACGGAGCUCAUCCAGUUGGAUUUUGGUAGUCUGCCACCAGAGCGGCAAAAGCCCUAUGCCGAUCUCAAUGCAGAACUGAAUCGCACCUAUCCUCCGGAGAAGGAUGGAGAGUUGUCGGCGAGAUGCCAAAGGGAUUUGUCACAAGAUGAAUUUGGACUGUUCAGCAUCACUUUCGCCGACAGCAUCGUAUACUACUUCCGCUAUCUUCGCGAUUUCACCACAGCUGAUAACCAUGCAAAGGCCUCGAAGAUCAGACAGCUCACAAGUCAGUGUGUCAUCGCCCUUGGGGACUCCAGAUAUGGGGUGAUUAUGGUACCUAUUGUACUCUCAUUUUCACGUACUUUGGCCACGAUUGCCUCGAAUCUGGACCGGAACCCCAGCCUGGUGAGGAGCAGCGACCUUCUUACCACUGCCGAUACGGAAGGCGCCCCGGGGAAAGUCAGCUUUGUUGAAGAUGCCGCGAAUGUCUUGCGAGACGCCUUCAUCAAGUGUCUUGCGGGCAGCCCUGGCGUGUCACGCACUUCACGGCCAACAGCCGAUGACAAACGAGUCGGAAUCUAUCUGACGGCAAAUUCAUGCCUGAAGCUGCUGAUCCAGUGUCGGAAGUUACGAAAUGCACAACAAAUGUUCUCGAGCAUCGACGCACAGUCUCCGCCACUGUUGUAUUAUCCUGCGGCGCAGCGGGUGACAUAUCUUUAUUAUCUUGGUCGUUACCAUUUCGCCAACAAUCAUUUUCUGCGUGCUCAGGCUGCUCUUCAAGCGGCCUACGAUCAAUGCCAUCGAGAUGCUUUCAAGCACCGAAAGACCAUCCUUAUCUACCUUAUGGCAGCGAACCUAUGUUUGGGUCGCUUCCCAUCAUCGUUCUUGCUCUCAAGGCCCGAAGCCUCGGAACUGAGCCAGAGAUAUCUGCCCCUUUGCAAGAUAUUGCAGAGGGGUGAUCUGGGCGCUUUCUACCAAUACUUAGAUCCAGAGAGAGAGUCUGGGUUGUGGUUCCUCCGUCGAUCUGUCCUGCUUCAAUUACAGAACAGAUGCGAGAUCAUAGUUUGGAGAAGUCUGAUCAGGAAAACGUUCUUCAUCAGUGGUUACAUGGGCGAAGAGAAGAAAGUCCCAUUCUUGAGACUUCACUAUGUCCAACAUGCUGCGGCUUGGUCUUUGAACAGGCACCUCACCCCGACGCAGGCAGGUGGUUUCAUGCCUCAAGUCUCAAACGCAAAAGCCGCCUAUAUAGACCCCGAGUUCAGGGACAUGGACUCUGCUAUUAACGAAACGGGCUUUGAUUUGGAUAGCGGAGAGUACAUUGAUGAGUAUAUCGGGCAGCACGAGGCGUCCGAUGGCAACAACAUUGAUGAGCAGACACCUACAAUGACUGAGAUCGAGUCUGUCAUACUUAGCCUUAUUCAGCAAGGGCUCAUCAAAGGAUUUGCGCUACAUACUAACCCGAGAUUUGCGAUACCGGGCAGUCAAAAGGCGGGAGGCCCGAUGAAAGCCGGGUUUCCAGCAAUAUGGAAGGUGAUCAAGGGCAGAAUGGGAGACGAGCCAGUGCCAGGCUGGGUUGAGGAGGCGAAUCUCAACACGGGAGGUAGCAACGUGGUAAGGAUAUUUGGGGCUAGACCUGCAGGCGCAUAG
Messenger RNA from Exophiala spinifera, 1716 nucleotides. RefSeq lists its product as uncharacterized. Gene Ontology annotation, cellular component: transcription export complex 2. The coding region runs from base 1 to 1716 and encodes 571 amino acids. Gene Ontology annotation, molecular function: RNA binding; double-stranded DNA binding. The record is from RefSeq and is a predicted model, not a curated record. Gene Ontology annotation, biological process: poly(A)+ mRNA export from nucleus; post-transcriptional tethering of RNA polymerase II gene DNA at nuclear periphery; transcription elongation by RNA polymerase II. NCBI's taxonomy places the organism in Eukaryota, Fungi, Ascomycota, Eurotiomycetes, Chaetothyriales, Herpotrichiellaceae. The transcript is spliced from 2 exons.